Molecule: messenger RNA, 409 nt
Organism: Saccostrea cuccullata (small rock oyster)
Lineage: Eukaryota; Metazoa; Mollusca; Bivalvia; Ostreida; Ostreidae
Exons: 4
Source: RefSeq, a predicted model, not a curated record
GUGCCUCUUUAUCGACUUUUCAUUUUAAUGAUUAUCACUAUAUGAUUUACAAAAGAUAAUGAAACAGAAUGACUUACUGUACAAUAUUUUUUGUAAACAGAGUAGAGCCACUUCCCCAGAGGCUACUGCAGUUCUGUCACAGAACCUCCGGGAGAAAGUGGACGCCAUCUCAAUCUGGCAGGACACCACCCAACAGACCAUUAAAGAGCUGUCCACUAACGUCAACAAACUGCCGGAGGAGUUGUAUGCCCUACAAGAGAAGCAGACACUUAUGAAGACGGACAUGACCAGUCGAUUUACUGCUGAGUCUGAGGCUAGGACAAAGGAGAUUGAGCACCUGAAGGCAGAACUUCAGGGAUUGAAAGAGAGGCACGACCCACUUCCUGCCACGAAGUCUGACCUGGAUAAU